This is a messenger RNA of Boleophthalmus pectinirostris (great blue-spotted mudskipper), 5337 nucleotides long. Its product is annotated as sarcoplasmic/endoplasmic reticulum calcium ATPase 2. The record is from RefSeq and is a predicted model, not a curated record. Gene Ontology annotation, molecular function: ATP binding; ATP hydrolysis activity; P-type calcium transporter activity. Gene Ontology annotation, cellular component: membrane. Gene Ontology annotation, biological process: calcium ion transmembrane transport; intracellular calcium ion homeostasis. The transcript has 24 exons. Lineage: Eukaryota; Metazoa; Chordata; Actinopteri; Gobiiformes; Gobiidae. Bases 621 to 3809 code for a protein of 1062 amino acids.
CCGUUAAUCAUGUUCAUUUCAGCGCAGUGCUGUCAAGGUAGAAAUAUUUAGUGACGCGAAAUGAUAAAUAACUUACUUAAAUAACUACGCUUUAGCUUUUUAAUGCUAAUAUAUGCGAUUUCAGAGUAGCUACAUAGUACUUAAUUUUAUAUUGGAGUAAUUUGAUGUAUAAAUAAUGAGCUAGAAGAGAAGAAAAGCUUUUAAAAGAUAGGAACCGGAUGUCAUUGGUGCAAUUUCGGAGCUUGGUGACAUUGGGUGAUGUAGUCCAGCGUAGCCUCCUAAUAAAAACCGGGAUAACGUUAGCAUUUUCACGGGAUAAACUAACCAGAAAUUAUCCAUAGCUUUCGACAACAUUUGCCUUAAUAAACGCCUUAUUUUUCAUUAUUGACACGGGUCUAAUUUCGCGUUUAAAUGCAGAUUUACGUGGCUAACGCUGCUACUGUAUAAUGACUCGCGGGUAUCGUUCUAACUAAAUAGUAUUCCCACGCAUUCUACGUCUUUUCCUAUGUCAUCUCGCCUCGCUCAACAAUUUAUCCCACAUGGUGCUUUAAUAUAAGCUGUGUUUUGAACCUAGAAGGCAGAGAGAAGAACACACGGACAUUUAAAAGGACGAAUCUGUGAUGGAUAAUGCACACACAAAAACAGUGGAGGAGGCUCUGGGACACUUCGGAGUGAACGAGUCGACAGGCCUUAGCUGUGAACAGCUUAAGAAGAACAGGGAGCGAUGGGGACCUAAUGAAUUGCCAGCGGAGGAAGGGAAGUCACUAUGGGAACUUGUGUUGGAGCAGUUUGAGGAUCUGUUAGUCCGAAUCCUGCUGCUGGCUGCCUGUAUUUCAUUUACUUUGGCCUGGUUUGAAGAGGGAGAGGGUACCAUCACAGCAUUUGUGGAGCCGUUUGUGAUCCUCUUGAUCCUUAUCGCUAAUGCUAUCGUAGGAGUGUGGCAGGAGCGUAAUGCAGAGAAUGCCAUUGAGGCGCUGAAGGAGUAUGAGCCUGAGAUGGGAAAAGUGUAUCGUCAGGACAAAAAGAGCGUCCAGAGAAUCAGAGCCAGAGACAUUGUACCCGGGGACAUCGUGGAGGUGGCCGUUGGAGACAAGGUUCCAGCCGACAUCAGGCUGACGUCCAUCCGCUCCACGACUUUGCGCGUGGACCAGUCGAUUCUGACCGGAGAAUCUGUGUCUGUGCUCAAACACACUGACCCUGUGCCUGACCCCAGAGCCGUCAACCAGGACAAGAAGAACAUGCUCUUCUCUGGCACUAACAUAGCAGCGGGACGGGCCAUCGGGGUGGUGGUGGCGACAGGAGUUCAAACGGAGAUUGGGAAAAUCCGAGAUGAAAUGGCCUCGACGGACCCUGAACGCACCCCACUGCAGCAGAAACUAGACCAAUUUGGGGAACAACUGUCCAAGGUGAUCAGUGUUAUUUGUGUGGCUGUGUGGGCCAUAAACGUGGGUCACUUUAACGACCCUGUGCACGGAGGCAGCUGGCUCCGAGGGGCUGUGUACUACUUCAAGAUCGCUGUGGCUCUGGCUGUGGCUGCCAUACCUGAAGGCCUUCCUGCAGUGAUCACCACCUGCUUGGCCCUUGGCACAAGGAGAAUGGCCCGAAAAAAUGCCAUAGUGCGCAGCCUCCCCUCAGUGGAGACUCUGGGCUGCACCUCCGUCAUUUGCUCUGACAAAACUGGGACCCUCACAACAAACCAGAUGUCUGUCUGCAGGAUGUUUGUUGUGGAGAAGACUGUCUCUGGAGAUCAGUGCACCUUGAGUGAGUUCACUGUGACUGGAUCCACAUAUGCUCCAGAAGGAGAAGUUUUCAAAGAUGGUGCAGUGGUGAAAUGCAGUCAGUAUGAAGGACUGGUGGAGAUGGCCACGAUCUGUGCUUUGUGCAACGACUCCUCUCUGGACUACAAUGAGGCCAAGGGUUUGUUUGAGAAAGUUGGAGAGGCAACCGAGACUGCUCUCUGCUGUCUCGUGGAAAAAAUGAACGUUUUUAACACAGAUCUGAGAGGACUAAGCCGAUCGGAGAGAGCCACGGCCUGCUGCUCUGUAAUAAAGCAGCUGAUGAAGAAGGAGCUGACCCUGGAGUUUUCCCGAGACAGAAAGUCAAUGUCCGUUUUCUGUUUGUCCAAUAAACUCUCUCGCUCAACCACUGGGGCCAAGAUGUUUGUGAAGGGAGCUCCAGAGAGCGUGUUGGAGCGCUGUAAUUACAUUCGCAUCAGUGGCACUUCCCGUGUGCCCAUGAGCAAAGCACUGAAGGAGCAGCUGCUGUCCACAGUGAGAGAGUGGGCAUCGGGCCGAGACACACUGCGCUGCUUGGCUAUGGCAACAAGAGACUCUCCUCCUGACAUCAAAACACUGAAUCUGGAAAACUCUGCCACCUUUGCUGAUUAUGAGUCUGACCUGACGUUUGUGGGCUGUGUGGGGAUGUUGGACCCGCCUCGUAAAGAGGUGCUCAAUGCAGUGAGAAUGUGUCGACAGGCUGGCAUCAGAGUCAUCAUGAUCACAGGUGACAACAAGAACACAGCUCUGUCUAUCUGUCGGCGUGUGGGCAUCAUCACGGAGCAGGAGGAGGAGCAGGAGGGUCCUGGGGCCACGGGGGGUCUGACAGGGAGAGAGUUUGACGAGCUGCCCCCUCACCUACAGCGUCAGGCCUGUCGGACGGCACGCUGCUUCGCUCGAGUGGAGCCUGCACACAAGAGCCGCAUCGUGGAAUAUCUGCAGAGCCUCAGUGACAUCACAGCUAUGACAGGUGACGGAGUGAACGACGCCCCCGCACUGAAGAAGGCAGAGAUUGGUAUUGCUAUGGGCAGUGGCACGGCAGUGGCUAAAUCUGCGUCUGAGAUGAUUCUAGCAGACGAUAACUUCUCGACCAUUGUGGCAGCUGUAGAGGAAGGACGCGCCAUCUACAACAACAUGAAACAGUUCAUCCGAUACUUGAUCUCAUCCAACAUUGGAGAGGUUGUCUGUAUCUUCCUCACAGCGGCCUUGGGGAUGCCUGAAGCGCUGAUCCCAGUACAGUUGUUGUGGGUGAACUUGGUCACUGAUGGUUUUCCUGCCACAGCUCUGGGCUUUAAUCCUCCAGACCUGGACAUCAUGUCACGGCCUCCCCGCUCCCCAAAGGAACCACUCAUCUCCGGGUGGCUCUUCUGUCGAUACCUCAUCAUUGGCUGUUAUGUUGGAGCAGCCACUGUAGGAGCUGCUGCCUGGUGGUUUAUGGCAGCGCACGAUGGACCCAAAGUCUCCUUCUACCAGCUGUCUCAUUACCUCCAGUGCAGUGAGGGUCAUGAGGAGUUUGCUGGAGUUCAGUGCUCUGUCUUUGAGUCUCCGAUCCCCAUGACCAUGGCUCUGUCUGUGCUGGUCACCAUCGAGAUGUGCAAUGCCCUUAACAGUCUUUCAGAAAACCAAUCCCUGCUGAAAAUGCCUCCCUGGUCAAACCCGUGGCUGAUGGGAGCCAUCUGCCUGUCCAUGGCUCUGCACUUCCUCAUCCUCUACGUGGACCCACUGCCCAUGAUUUUCCAGAUCCGGCCUCUGUCCUGGCCUCAGUGGGUCGUGGUGUUGAAGAUGUCUCUCCCUGUGAUUCUCAUGGACGAAGCUCUCAAGUUUUUGGCUCGUAAUUACAUUGAACCAGGAACACAGAUUCAGUCCCUGGAGGAGGAGGAAGAGCAGCGAAGGAGAGGAGGAGCGGGGGGCUUUGGCACUUGGAUACGGCUGUCUCUAAGGGGUGUGUCCUGGGCGUUUGUUGCAAUUGCAGCUCCUUUGGUUUUAUGGAUCUUCAGUCUGGACUCUGACAUCACCAACAUCUUCUGGGAGUGAAAAAGUUUAAGUUAUAACUUAAACAAGUUAAUAGGAUAUUGAAAGAAUGGUAAGUUAAGCUCGCAAGUUAUUGGGUUGUGAAAAAAGGUUUUGAAGUCAGUCCAAAAGACAAUCACAAAUAAAACAUUGUACAACUGUGUCACUUUUCAUUGUUUUGAAAGGUGCUAUGUGUAGCUUUAGCCAUUUCCUUUUUUAUUAUUACACAGUUCAUAAUAUUAGUAAGUAACUUUUCUGAAGAAUAGAAGGUUUCAGGCCCUCUAAGAACUGAAACUGGUACACAAUAUUAAUAAGUCUUUUCAGACUUGUCACAUUUUUUUCCAGUAAAUUGUACUAAUGGUGUCUAAUGCUGAAGUUAUUUCUUAUUAUUUCAGAAAUAUAUUAAUUAAAAAGGCAGAGAAGCAUCAUGGUACAAAAAAAAUUGAAUUACUGCUGAAAAGUUUGUCGAAUAACUAUUAUCUUAACCACGGGAAACUAUGAUUACUACUAUAAUUUAAGCUUAUAUAGACAAUGCUACACAUAACACCUUUUCAACUGUUGUGCAAUCAGUUUAUGGGCGAAAUGAAAAUACAGGAAUAAACUUUUAAGUACAAUUGCACUCAACUCCAUUAGCUUUAUACCACUACUAAUAAUACUAAUGCUACUGAAAUGCCAACACGUCUUCCCUGUCUAAAAUUCUUGUUGAAAAAGCCAUUUAAAUGUUUGUUUUAACACUAGAGUCAGUCAUGGUAAUACAACUUCCUACUAUGUUUUACCCAAUAACCCCUCUUAGUGGAGUGUGCCAGCAUAGUCCGAAGUCUCCAAUAUUAAAGCCUAUAAUAAAUAGGUCUAGUUUUUCACAAUAUGCUACAUGAAGAUUAAAGCUGCAUUAUGUAACUUUUUUGGAGGAUGGUCUGUCACCUGCUUGUCUCAUAAAAUGUUAUUACUUUUCUUGGAAUGUUCCACAUUAUGAUAUUAACUUGUAUAUCACUCAUUUAGUGUAUUUCAAGCAUUUAUAUUAUCAAAAAUUCUUACUUUGGACUCAUCUACUACCAUGGAAACUGCUAAGUUUAAUGCCAUUUUGAGGAAUAUUCUAGGAAAACACCUGAAAAAUUACACAUUGCUGCUUUAAAUGUUUUUCUUAAUUCCAAUGAAAAGGUUGCGUUGAUAAAGGGUUGUUGGUUGUUGAUUGUUUUAGCAGUUCAUAUGGAAGGAGAAAGAGUUAAAAACACUUAUAAUUUUUACUUAUUUUUUGUAUUUAAGCACUGUUUGCCUCAUUGUGAUUCGAAGCUUAUAGUUUUUUUCUGCCUGUUUUUCUAUUGUUUUAGGUUGAAUUUGUGUCUUAACACGCCGCUUGAAAAAUGCAAAAUUGUGGGAUUUUUUGUACAACACUUAAUUUUAUGUAUUUAUAUGUUUUAUUAUUAAUUAAUUGUGAUGUCAUUAUUAUUUAUUUGUAGGUCAGCUUGUCAUAGGAUAUGAGUGGAACAGGACUUGAUGUUUUGGAAGUUCUUUGAAAGUUGUGUUUAAAUAAAGGUCGCAAAGGGAUUUUGAA